This is a messenger RNA of Rosa chinensis, 681 nucleotides long. Its product is annotated as KRR1 small subunit processome component. Gene Ontology annotation, cellular component: small-subunit processome; nucleolus. The record is from RefSeq and is a predicted model, not a curated record. The coding region runs from base 1 to 681 and encodes 226 amino acids. Gene Ontology annotation, molecular function: RNA binding. The transcript has a single exon. NCBI's taxonomy places the organism in Eukaryota, Viridiplantae, Streptophyta, Magnoliopsida, Rosales, Rosaceae.
AUGGAGAAGAACCAGAAUGGCCUCGUUGGGGAGCAUGACAUGUCGAAACCUCCGGAGGUCAAUACGUUUGACCCUUCAUGGAGCGACGAAGGGAUUCUUCAACUUGAAGUCGUCUCUUUAUCUAAGAGAUACCCUAAACACCUAGAACCAUAUUUGCUACAAAGUUUUCCGGAGGCGCAACAAGUGUUUAGCAUCAUUCGAUUUACGUAUAUGGUGGAUCCCUAUAAUAGUUGCAUCACAUUGUCAACAACCAGGAAGGAACCAGCUGUUAUUCGCAGAGCCAAGGAGUUUCUUCAACUUGUAGUUCACCACAUGCCUGCACAUUUAGCAUUUACACUCUUUACUGGAUGGCGAUCAUCUGACAUCAUCAAGAUCGGGCGUCAAGAUGGUGGCCUUUGCAAAGACAUAGGCGUCAGCAGGGAACAAUUUCAUGAACGGAAGAAUCUUUUCCGGGACUCCAAAGACACACUUGAAAGGUUGACGUCCUGCAAUAUUAUCAUACAGUCUAAGACUAUCGUGGUUAUCGGUAAUUCCGAAGGAAUAAAGAUAGUCAGGGAUAUGGUGAAAGACUGCUUUGUUUCCAAUGAGUCUCCUGCACCAAAGAUCAGGAGAGCCGAGAGGGAACUGGCGAGGAAGGAUAUCGAGGCUGUGCGCCGCCGACUCCAUGAGAAGCAGCAUUAG